UCAGCUCCUAAUCGCUUUUCAUAGGGUAUCUAUCAUCGACUGCAGAAGAGGAGAGGAGUGAGAAGGGGAGGGGACGGUAGGGCAUCUCCAGUUACACUCAUCUCCUCUGCUAGAGGACCUGUCAGACUUUCCAGAGACGUUCUGCCGCCAAGCAAAGAAGCCGGCAAACAUGGAGCCCCUCUCGACCCCCUGCAAUAUUCAGAUCUGCGAAGUGACCUGUGACUCCUUCCGCAUCAUGUGGGACAUGAGUCCCAAGGACACGACGAGGGCCACGCACUUCUUCAUCGACUUGAGCCGCAAGGAGAGCAGGGAUCACAACCGCUUCAAACACAGGGACGUGCCAACUAAGCUGGUGGCCAAGGCGGUGCCUCUGCCCAUGGCAGUGAGGGGUCACUGGUUCCUGAGCCCUCGGACUGAGUACUGCGUAGCGGUCCAGACUGCGGUGAGGCAGCCGGAUGGGGACUACCUGGUGUCGGAGUGGAGCCAGGUGGUAGAGUUCUGCACUGGAGAUUACGCCAUGGACCAUCUUCAGCAGCUCCUGGACAAGGCCAAGGGUUCCGCCGGAAGACUCCUGAAGUUCUCUGUGUUCUAUCGGAAUCAGCAUCCUGAAUACUUCCAACAUGUGAGGACUGAGUGUGGGGGAGUGAUGCAACCAGCCCUGAAGGACAACAGUGGCAGCCAUGGCUCUCCCAUCAACGGCAAACUCCAGGGAGUCUUCCUCAGCUGCAACACAGAGUUCGACACGGGCCUCCCCCCCAGCGACUCCCCCUACGGCCCUCUGCGCUUUCAGAUCUCCGCCGGACACCUGCUCAACCCCAACACCUGUCUCUACUUUGCAGACUUCUACUGCAUGUACACGGCCUACCACUACGUGGUGUUAGUGCUGGCCCCUGCUGGCUCGGAGGGGGAUCGCUUCUGCCGCGGCUGCCUGCCCCUGCUGGACCUGUCGGGAAACCCCUUCCUCACGUACACGCCCCCCCAGCAGCCGGGGGAGGAGCCUGUCUUCUGCCACGCCAGUGAUGUCAUCCUGGAGGUGCUGUUCACGGAGCCCCUCCACCUGGAACAGGGCGCGGUGGGGCAGAUCAGCGGGCGCCACCAGCUCAUGAGCCUGACCACGGCCAACGCCAAGAAGGACCCCAGCUGCAAGGUGUGCAACAUCAGCGUGGGGCGCUGAGGGGGAUGGAGGGGGGGAGGGGCCGACCAGGACUUGGAUGGUCGCGGUGGUUCUCUCUGCAGAGGAACCGCGGGGACGUUUGCUGCAGAGCUAUGGAACCCAUCCUAUGUAGAGCACAGUCACACAUCUGGGGCAGCCCUCAUCAUGAGGGCUUACGCAUGCUGUUCCCCCCCCUCCCCCUCCAUCUCUCUGUUCUAGAACUCAGAAUUGUCAUGUAUAGUAGCAACACAUCUAGGGAUAAGGCUGGUGGGCAGUGAAAGACGAAAUGGCUGGGGAUGUGGCCAGAGUUCAGAGCAUUUCAUGUACUGGUGACAACCAUAUUGUACAGAUACCAUUAUUUAAGUCAAGUAACAUUGUGUCUGUAUAUCUGUGUUCUCCCCCUGGUUUGAGAUGAAUGCCUAAUACUUAACAAAUGUUCCCAGCUGAAAGUCUAAACAGAUUUUAUCUGGGGACUCCUAGUAACAUCAAUGAUCAUGUCUGUUUGUUUCCUUACAUAAAAACCAUCACAGAAAGUUAGCUUUUGUGUAA
Molecule: messenger RNA, 1702 nt
Organism: Hypomesus transpacificus
Lineage: Eukaryota; Metazoa; Chordata; Actinopteri; Osmeriformes; Osmeridae
Gene: phyhip
Product: phytanoyl-CoA hydroxylase-interacting protein
Exons: 5
Coding region: 170-1174 (334 amino acids)
Cellular component (GO): cytoplasm
Molecular function (GO): protein binding
Source: RefSeq, a predicted model, not a curated record